Canariomyces notabilis is the source of this 1152-nucleotide messenger RNA. RefSeq lists its product as uncharacterized. Lineage: Eukaryota; Fungi; Ascomycota; Sordariomycetes; Sordariales; Chaetomiaceae. Bases 389 to 1003 code for a protein of 204 amino acids. Gene Ontology annotation, molecular function: protein binding. The record is from RefSeq and is a predicted model, not a curated record. The transcript is spliced from 2 exons.
UCCAUCGUGCAGGCCAAAUCGGCGGCCACCCUGCUCGGGCGUCUGCUGCUUUCUUGCUUGACGCGAUUCAGUUUAGCCGCAGCGCACAGUGAGACGUCAACUUCGCAGCGGGAGGCGCCGCUCCUCUGCGCGCCAGGACACCUUUACCGGCAGAGUUUCGUGAAAUCCGCGAGCACCACGCUAUCUGCUUAAGCCACCCGCGUUUGGCGACUGGUUAGCCAGGGCGAGGGGGACCCUACCCUACGUGACGCGUUUGCCCAAGUUUCGGUGCACCAGUUUUUGGCAUACGGAUGUUCGAGGCGGUGGACGCCUCGAGGCUGGCUUUGUCAACCGCUCUCGAUCAUCAGGGUGUAACAAAACCCCGACGCAAGUCGCUGCUUUAAGCAAUAUGGCUGCGCCUCCUGAUCAGGGUCGUCCAUCGAUGGCGUCAUUGCCGGGGCAAGCAGAUCGGCAACACUCUGAGCGUGAGACGGGCGGCGAGGGCGUGCGCCUAGAGGAAGCCGUUGCUGCCCAGCUCAUCGACAGAACCACCAGCCUCACCAUCUCAACCUGCGGUAGUGAGAUCGAAGACCGUCCUGCCACGAGGGAUGACCCUAGCCUUUUCGCCCUCGGUCCUUGCAGGAUCACCGGAGCCCACACCGGCACCUUGUUCGGCGAUGCCCAACGGUCUCCAGGCGCAUGCUCCGAGGAGUUGCGAGAACAUGACUUGACAACGUCGCCAGAAACAGCCCUUGGCACGUACAUGAUCACCAGCAGUUCCGCCACUGAGGUCCAGUCGACGCUGGGAGGUCGACAAGAAGUCGAAGACGUGGACUUUGCAAGCGCCACUGCAGUGGUUCGCCCGUGUAGAACCCCGAGACAAUUCUCUGAUCUCCCCAACGAGGUAUUGCUCCACAUACUAAGCUACCUCGACGUCUGUGAUUUGUUGGCAACCUCCAGGGUGCGUUCAAUCAUCCCCCUUGGCCGCCUCCAGUGUCCAUUGCACACCCCUUUCCAGUUGUAGACAUUCCUCGACGGUGCCAUUCCCCCAGAUCAUUAGCUGUCGAGGGGGCUUUGUGAUGGCUCUGCCUCGGAGCUGAGGAUGAAAGGAGAAACAUCGCCGACACUCCACCCCACGAGCUAGUCCAACCUGUCGAACUCCAUCUCCACCGU